AUGAAGAAUCGAAGUUUGGGUCUGGAUUUAGGUGUAGUUGAGGACGCUAUAAUCCUCUCGAAUGCACAUCCACAACCACACCCCUGUAAUAGUCGUCCUAGUGAAGGUUUGAUUCCAGCACCACCAUCAACUGAACCGUUGUCUACAAAUGUCAUUACAGCAAUAUUAAUUAUCAUAAGUAAUAUAAAUAUUCAUGAAGAUACUACUUCAUCAUCAAUAAGUGAUCCAUCAGUUGUUUACAUACAAAAUUCAAUUGAUCUUCAUUUAAACUAUGAUCAACCCUGUUCAUCAAAUUCAAUUGACAAUCGUUAUUUUAUUUGUAAAAAUAAUUUUACAUGGGCAUGUCUACCAAAUACAUAUCACAAAUCAAUAAAAUCAAUGUGUUCAACUCAAUUAUCAGUACCCCUUUAUCCCCUAUGA
Molecule: messenger RNA, 420 nt
Organism: Adineta steineri
Lineage: Eukaryota; Metazoa; Rotifera; Eurotatoria; Adinetida; Adinetidae
Source: the annotation of a GenBank genome assembly